UGUAACGAAAUGCCGCAUGCGCAAAAAUGUAAACUCAAAGAAACUCAGUAACACCUUCUUGUGCGUUACGUAUUUCUACAAAACUCAUUAAUACGUUGUCAAAAGUUCAGCUAGUAUUUUGUACUUCUUGCAGCUGAAUCAUGAGCACGCACGACCGAAAAAUUAUUUCUGUUAUAGGAAGUGGCCUGAUUGGUUGUUCUUGGACCAUGGUGUUUCUGAGUGGAGGAUACAGAGUAAAGAUCUAUGAUAAACAACCAGGACAGGCAGCCAAGGCAGUCCAGAAUGUGAGGUUGCAGAUUGAGGAGCUACAGCAAAACCAAAUGUUAAGGGGCAACCUAAACUCAGUGGAACAGCUAGCACUGCUCAGCAGCCAUGAAAAUCUUUCAGAAGCACUGGAGGGUGCCUUUUUUGUUCAGGAGUGCGUCUUUGAAGAUCUUGCAGUGAAGCAGGCUGUCUUUCACGAGUUGGAGGGCCAUGUCGGAAAGGAUGUAAUACUCAGCAGUUCCACGUCCUGCUUGCUGCCAAGCAGCAUUUUCUCUGAAGUCCAGAGCAGGAUGCGCUGCAUUGUGUGCCAUCCGGUAAACCCACCCUACUUUGUGCGUUUGGUGGAGCUGGUUCCCCAUCCAGAGACGUUGCCUGUUGUGAUGGACAGCACGUUUGCACUGAUGACUCAGAUAGGACAAGCACCUGUCCGUCUUAUGAAGGAAAUUGAUGGCUUUGCUCUCAACCGUAUUCAGUAUGCAAUUAUUGCAGAGUCCUGGAGGCUAGUCAAGGAUGGGGUUAUCUCUGUUCAGGACAUCGACCUGGUGAUGUCAGAAGGAUUGGGUAUGCGCUACGCUUUUAAUGGUCCCCUGGAAACCAUGCACCUUAACGCACCAGAUGGUUUGGAAGACUACCUAAGGCGUUACAAAGAGGGUAUGCAGAGGGUUCUGUCAUCUUUUGGGCCAGUUCCCGAGUUUUCUGACAAAGAAGCAGAAGUAUUUAUUCAGGACAUGUGUAAACAUAUUCCCAGCAGCCAACUGUCAGUCCGGAGAGAGCAGCGAAAUAACCUUGUUAUGGGCUUGGCCAAGCUGAAGAAAAUGACGGAAUAACUUUUUACUUGAAACUUGGUUAAAAAGCAAGUCAUGUUUAGAUGAUUUGAAAUCUGAAUGAAUAAUUAAAAUAUAGAACUAACAGUGGAACACUGACACUAACACGAGCACUAACAGUGGAACAAUGAAUCGAUGUCAUAGCAAAUAUGACAGAAUAAAGUCAUAUGCAUUUGGUGGAAGGUAUAUAAAUGGAUUUUUAAGUCUUGAUGAUUUUAUAGAAUGUUACAUUAAAAUUUCUGUUUUUCUUUACGAAAUAUAGAUUCUAAAUGUAUACUCAGAUUAUUUGAAAAAAAAUUAAAGUUGGUCUAUCUAUAAA
This is a messenger RNA of Brienomyrus brachyistius, 1407 nucleotides long. RefSeq names its product crystallin, lambda 1 (gene cryl1). Bases 141 to 1091 code for a protein of 316 amino acids. The record is from RefSeq and is a predicted model, not a curated record. Lineage: Eukaryota; Metazoa; Chordata; Actinopteri; Osteoglossiformes; Mormyridae. The transcript is spliced from 8 exons. Gene Ontology annotation, biological process: fatty acid metabolic process. Gene Ontology annotation, molecular function: L-gulonate 3-dehydrogenase activity; NAD+ binding.